AUGAAUCUGACAGGUGUGCUAACACUUCUAUUUCUGAUUACGGUCAAAGCGUCGUGUCCGUGGGACGAUACUAAGCUGGUAGCAUGGAGUAGCGUGUCUACAUGGGGUGGAUCAGUACCAGUAGAAGACGAAGCAGUAGUUAUAUCGGGAAAGAAGGUUUUGUUAGAUAUUAGUCCACCUGCCCUCAAGUCUAUUACUGUCGAGACUGGUGGUGUUUUAGUGUGGGGUAAUGUUGAUGGUAUAAAACUGGUAGUGGAUCAUAUACUGGUCAAGGGUGAAUUCCAUAUCGGUGCUGAACAAUGUCGAUUCACCAAUAAGGCACAUAUCCUAUUGACAGGUUUCCCCAAUACAACAAACACCGUGUCUGGAUUUGGUAGUAAAUUUAUUGGUGUUCCUGAAGGAGGUACCCUGGAAAUACAUGGUGCUGAUAAACUACCAUUUACCAAAUUGAUGCAAACAAUAUCUGCUGAAACCUUGACAUGUGGUGUUCUUUAUACUCAUAGGAAUAGUUCAUUUUCCGAAGAAGAUAGAUUUGGUCUCCAUGUAACUAUAUGGAGAGAUGAUGGUUCUCUAUAUGAUUUCAAUGUUUAUCCACUGGGUGAUUCAUCUGUAAUCAAUCCUGAACAGGAUUUUAAAGAUUUUGUGGAUGGUGUUGAUGAUGGUUUGAUAGUAGGUGUAGCUGUUUAUGGUGACAUCGGUGUCAAUUUGAUCCCAAAUAGAAAUUGGGAACUUGUUUAUUCUAGUGUUGAAAAACUUGGUGGAUUAACUUCCGGUUCAAGUGAAAUCCGCAAUGUUCAGUCCAAAGAUGCUUAUGCGUUCAUUACUAAAACAGGAGAAGGUUCCUCGACGAAAGAGGAAAGAGCAAAAUCAUUAUACCUCCAAGAGUCUACUGCAACGUCUAAACAAAAGUAUAGCAGUAUUGCUCGGGGAUUGGAAUUCAGAAGUAGAAGCAUUGUCAAAGCUGUCACUAAAACUAAGAUAGAGAAUCAGGUCGACUUUGAUGUGGUAUCAACUACAUUUUCCCAACCUAUUAUAACUGUUCGAGAUGAUGUGUCGUCUUGGAAUGUAGGCGAUUUCCAGUAUCCACAUUUUGGGGAAAUAACUCACGGUGUGGAUGAACGAGCGGAAGUAGCUCUCUUAACAAGAAACAUACUGAUAGAAGGAGGCCUACAAGAGCAAUGUUAUCAUACCACUGAUGCUGAAGCUGAUUUGUGUCAAAAAUUUCAAAGAGACACAUUUGGUGGUCAUGUUAAGUUUUUGCGAGGGUUUAAAGCGGUUCACAUUGAAGGUGUAGAGCUAUAUCACAUGGGCCAGCAACUAAUUAUAGGUACAUAUCCACUUCAUUUUCACAUGUGUGAUGAUGUGGACGAUAGUUGGGUUCGUCAAAACAGUAUUCAUAAUACUAAUAAUAGAUGUGUUACUAUUCAUGGUUCUGAUGGAGCUGAGAUCAAGGACAAUGUAUGUUUUGAUCAUAUUGGACAUGGGUAUUUUCUGGAGGAUAGUGCUGAGAUCAGAAAUGUAUUGGAUGGCAAUUUAGGUGUUGGAACACGAUUCGGAACCCAACUACUGACCGACAAACGAUCUGACUGGUGUGGCAGUGUUCAAAAGAAAUCUUGUGGACACCCAGCUACAUUUUGGAUAACUCAUCCAAUGAAUUAUUUUAGAAAUAACGUUGCUGCUGGAUCAGAGAAAAAUGGAUUCCACAUCGUUUAUGCAUAUGAACCAUUGACAUCAUCAAAAGCUCGUCAAGAAAUCCGAAAGAAAGUGUUCCGUAUGCAUGCUAGAAGAUCUAAAUUAGGGCAGUUCGAUGAUAACGUGGCCCACUCUAAUUUAGGAUUUGGUCUAAUGAUGGAUAAUCUGAUAUCUAUGGGCCAAAUCGACCUCCUGACGAAUGAGUUUGUACCAGAGAAUGGAUUACUUGGUUCUAGUGGGUAUGAUCCUCGAGAAGAUCCUUCAGUAAGAAACUCACCCAGGGCAACUAAUCAUAUAAGACGGUUCACUUCCUACAAGAAUUUGAACAAUAUCUGGACUCGAGGUGGAAAUCUGAUCAUUCAUAAUUCUAGUUUCGCUGAUGGUGAAACGAGUAUUUCGUUAACCAGGAGUGUUUUAGAUACCGUACAAGACGUAAGACGGAGUGUAAUUAUUGGCAAUAGUGAUAAUAAAGGACUUGGAUUCAAAUUUACUUAUGGUAAAAUACCAGCGAAACCUUCACAUUACUUUGAACGAGAGCUACCAAAAGAGUCUAAUCCAUUCAACCCCAUGGUAGGAAUAGAAUUCUUCAAUGGACCAGUCCUCGUAACAGAUUCCAUUUUUGAUAAGUUUUAUCACCAAGUAUGGGAUCCAACAUGGGAAAAACAAUAUGGUGUUAAAGCCAUGCGACCUGGUACUGCUAUGGGGUUCAGAAAGAAUUUUCCCUACCCAUCGUUUCCUCAUAGUGGUCCUCGUAACGUUAGAUUUGGAUUCUGUGAUAAGGUAGAUGGUCUGAGUGUAUUUGCUGGUGAUACAUCUCUACUGGCUUAUGCUGACCCUAAAGAUGGAGAUAGACAAGCGACAAUAAGAGAUAUAACAGGGUCUGUGACGGGUAUACCUGAUGUUCAGUUGGUUAGAAAUACACCAUUCUUUAUGGACACUGAUUGUUAUUAUGAUCAGGUGUAUCAAAUGUCGGUUUGUCCCCAUUGGUAUUCUAAGACUCAUUUGAGAGGAUCAGAUGGUGUAUUUAAAGACAAGAAAGAUGACUACCCUAUGUUCAUGGUGAGAGAUGAUGAUCCUGAAAACCCAUUUGCUCUGAAAGGUGCUGAUAUCACAUCCGAAUAUCAUGUCCAAGGAAAGGGUGAUAAAGGGUUGACGUAUUUGACUAUGCAGAAUAAAUCAUAUAUAGCUGUUUUUAAUGGAACCAAUCCAACUAGUAUUAAAAUUAGAUCCAAUAACAUACAAUAUGGAAACUGGAUCAGAGUUGGUAUAUGUUUCCCCAAAUCAACUACCUCAUUUACAAUUAGAGCUACCUAUCCAGAAAUUGACGACAAAAAUCCGCCAAUAAGUGUAUCGUCAAUAGAAGCUUUGGAAGAAGAUGAAACUGGCCGAGCUUAUUUCUGGGACAAGAAAACUGGGUUAUUUUUUGUUCGUUUCGUUGGGCGAUUACAAAGAACGGGGUAUGAGGAAUGUCCAGGAUAUAAGUGUCCGGAGUAUAGAAUAACUAGAAACGAUGGAGGAUCAGCUGUAACUGACUGCACAAGUGACGCUUAUGGUGCUUAUAAAAAAUCCAAAUCAACAAGGGAACCGAUUGUUCCACCGAACACACCUUGUGUUAGAGCCUCUACUGUGGGAUAUGGAGCAACAUCACCAUCAGAACUGUCUAUAACCGUACCAAAAUUUCCCACAUCCUGUCCGGCAUUACCUGCCCACGAGAAACCAACACGUGAAUACAGAGGAUGUUAUGCCACCACAUCCCCAGCUUACCUUACAGCUGGCCGAACUCAAGUUUUAACGGAGUCAAUGACCAUUGAUCUAUGUGUAACGCGAUGUUUUAAUAUGGCUAACAAGUAUGCUACAGUUGCAUUGGGCAGUACCUGUAGAUGCAGCAAUGAUUUCAAUAUCCAGGGUCAACCAUCCAAGUUUUGUGGAAAAGCUUGUACAGGCAAUCAAGAAGAGAUUUGUGGUGGAAAUUCAGCUUAUGGAGUAUAUGAAACGGGAGCUGGUUCUAUAAGUAUCUCGACUAGCUGUGGUUCUGGUAAUGAAGGUGUUUUAAUCGAAGGCAAAUGUUAUAUCUAUAAAGCGGAUGCAGUAACCUAUGUAGAAGCCGAAAAACAGUGUAGGCUAUUAGGUGGAAACUUGGCUUCCAUACCAAAUUCAAGUGUUCAGGUGAGGCAUCCAUUUUCACCCAGGUCAUUUCUCACGUUAAGGUUCGUCUUGUGA
This is a messenger RNA of Lottia gigantea (owl limpet), 3912 nucleotides long. RefSeq lists its product as hypothetical. The transcript is spliced from 25 exons. Lineage: Eukaryota; Metazoa; Mollusca; Gastropoda; Lottiidae. The record is from RefSeq and is a predicted model, not a curated record. Bases 1 to 3912 code for a protein of 1303 amino acids.